AUUGUGACACACUAGCAUCCCGAACAUCAUCUCGCGGGCGCGCGCACUAGCUCAAACUGCUGCCCCCGGGCUGCAAAGAUGGAGGCAGCAAAGGACGCUGCUUCCCGCCGACGAGUCGACCAGGCGGCGCGCUUUCCCGACGCAAAUGACGUGCUCACAGCAAUCAUGGCGUUCCUCGAUGUGCGCACCGUCGGCGGCGUCGCCGCACAAAUGAGUCGGCGGUGGCGUCGGGCCGCGGUCACGCCCGCGCUCUGGCAAGGCUUCGUCCAGCGGCGCUGGCCCGACGUCUGGUCUGGACUCGCGGCGCGAAAGGCUCUCGACGCGCGCGCGCUGUACGCCCGGCUGGCCUGUCCCCAGCCGCGGAGGGAGACGACGCCCGAGGGAGUCUUGGUUCUCUUCGAGCUCAAAGUAGACGGGAAGACGUUGAUUUCGGCGACGGCGCCGCUCGAUGAAAUGCAACGGCAAAGCGCGGCGGCUAGCUCUAGCUACUACGAAAACACACUUCGGCUGCGGCCGGCGCCGUCCGCGGCAUACGAUGUUCUGGUCGCCCAGGUCGCCGCGGAAGACCCGAUUCGCAAUCGCGCUCGUGAAAUCAGCAUGGGCAAACGAAACAUUAGCUGGAAGGAGGCGCUAGAGCAAGCCGGCGGCGUGCCUUCGAGGAUGACAGAAGGGACUGUGCGGGCGUCGUUAUCUCUCAUCCGGCGCGCAGACGGCGCCGUCGUACGCACGGAACUGGAGCUCAUGGCCACAUGCAAUCAGGGCAUCGAAUUCAACGGCACUUUAUACCCGAUCCAGCCCGAACGCUCCUGGGUGCGGCGACGGGCGAUGGCUCGCCAGGACAAGCACGAGGCGACUCUCCGCGCGGCAGGCGCCACGCCGGAAGAGGUGGAGAGGAAGCGCCGCGGGGGCGAUGUGCGCGAGCUCGGCCUAGACCUCUAUCUCACGUUCGACGGCCGACCGGCCGAUUUUCCCAUGGGUUUCAGCGAGAUGAUCGCCGAGGCUUGGCAGCCUGGCGACGUUGCGAUGAUAUUCAGGGAAGACACAUUCGACGGAUUCUGCGAGCUCCCGGACGGUGACAAGGACCAAGGUUGCGUGGGAAUAUCGGCGGGCUACAGCAGUAGCAUGAAGCUCGACACAUGCGCCCUCGACGGCCUCGAGUGGACCGGCGUAUAAGAUACAAUAGCAUA
Pelagomonas calceolata is the source of this 1187-nucleotide messenger RNA. The record is from the annotation of a GenBank genome assembly. Lineage: Eukaryota; Pelagophyceae; Pelagomonadales; Pelagomonadaceae.